AAUGUUUUGAUGAUCGCUAUAUGGCUCCAGCUCAUGCCUGCCUGGUAACGUUAAUAAUGAAUUUCAGUAGCAAUGUGUUUGCUCUUGGGACCCCGACAGUAUUCAUAUCCUUUGGGUAUUUUAUAUUCUGGUUUGAAAUGCCGUUAAAUGUGGUGCGGUUGUCUGUGGAUACGGCGUUUACAUCAGCACGAAGGCUUUGAAUGUAUCCGGAUGUAUGCAUGUUGAUCCGUUGACGUUUCAUUAACCUUAGCUUUUUAACCACAAAACAGGUGCACUUGCCCAAAAUGAUUAAAUAUGAGAGACAAUAUGUAGCGACUGACCGUUUUUAAGUAUUUGCUGCUUCUCAUAUGGCAGUGAGUUGGCUAUUUAACAGAGGUUGCUAUGAGAUGUUUAUCCUGCUCAGCUGUGGACAUAAUCCCCUAUACUGGAUAAAGUUAAACUGGAUCUGUGUGGUGCCAUGGCAGCCAACACAACUCCACAACAUGACAAAGGAGCUUAAAAGAGAAGCAAAGCUUACAGCUAAACCACAGCAUUUAAGAUAUAGUACAGUAUGUAAUAGCACAGUAUUUUAGUAAAGACGUUCUUGUUCUUCUGUACUUGUACCUGUUGUCAAUAUUUGCCUAGAGUUGUUUUGAGAGAUUUUUAAAAGUGUGUCCGCCCUUUCAGUUCAAUAAGGAUUGGUUUUCUCUCUUUUCUCUCCUUUACAGGUUAUGAUCUUUUUUUGGUCUUCUCCUUUGUUUUUUAGCUCUUAUCUGGAAUCCCUUUAAAUGUGCUCGUAAAGUACCUGUGAAAUUAAAUUGAAACUUUUUUCCUUUUAGUAUAAAUACGUUAGGCUUAAGAAUAAAUAUAAACUGAUUCGGUCCAAAACAUUGCCAACAUUCUCAUAAAUAAGAUAAAAGCAUUCAACACCUACAGUUUGGCAUGUGCACUGAAAAAGUUUUUCUGUCCAAUCAAAUUCCGCAGCGUCCCGCCCUUUAGGUUUUGUUACAUUACGUCUUUGCUGGAAUGUGCCAUAAUUUUUUUUCUCGAUAGUUCAGUUAAACUGACAUUCCAGUUUGUUCAGAUGAGUUGCUUUUACCAAGUUGAUUCCACAUUAUCAAGUUUUUCCUCUUUAACAGACUUGGGCUGUGAUGCGCAAUGCUUUUUUGUGUCUAGUAAAAGGUUUUCUCAUAUCCGUGACACUUGGCAGGCACAGACCACAUCUGUUUCAUAAAGUAGAUGUGAAAAUAGAGGUGUGUGUGGUUGGGAGAAUCACAUCACAAGUAAUAAAUGAUCAAUUGCAACAUGAUAAAUUGACUCGAGCCAAAUACUGACGGUGCCGGAGCUGGUGCAUACAAGCGGGAAUGCUGACUCUAGUCUAGAAAGGACUGGGCUGUUUCAGCAAAAUGGUUCUUGACAAGAACUUGGCACAAUGAGUACAGAGAGAACUUGCCAUCAAAUACAUCUGGGGUCGUGAAGCAAUGCUACAAAUAAAUGAUUAACUGUUGAUUUCUGGGUAAAAAAGUGCCUAGACUGGAUGGAUGGGAUAUGUUGUUUUUCAACCUUGUCUUGAUCUCACAACCACAGCAAACAUAAAGCCUCUGUUUGUAUAGUUAAACAUCAGGGUGUUUAAGUCAAUAUGAACAGCAGUAUACUAUACUAUAUUAUAAUUUUGUAAUGUGGCAGUGAAAUAAAAUAUUCAAUAAGAAAAUAUGUAACACAUAAAUUGAUUGGAUCGUGAAACGUGGGCGGUUGAAAUAUAACCAGAAGCGAGCGCAUGCUUGCAUUUAGUUGUGAUUGACUACUAGCUGACAUUCAUCACUUUUGACUACGUAGGUUGUGAAACUUGCAGGUAAAAUCCUGAAAAGCAACUUGACGCACCAUAAUGGCUCGAUUGUCUUAUGUUCGAGUGAAGCAUCUCUUGCUCACCUGGCUUGUGGUGUUUGUGGGCAGUUGGGUUGUUUAUGUGCAGUACUCUAGUUACAGUGAGCUGUGCAGAGGACGAGAAUGCAAGAGCAUUAUUUGUGACAAAUACAGCAAAGGCAUUAUUGAUGGCUCUGCAUGUAGCAGCUUGUGUGAAGAAAGCUCACUAUACUUUGGAAGGUGCCUCUCCACCAAGUCAAACAAUCAGGUGUAUACAGGCAGCUGGGGUGACAAGGAUGGGGUCAUAAAGUGCCAACUCGGUGACGUUCUGCACUAUGAACUGGGAGAAGAGCUAGAGCAAAAGAAAGAGAUAGCACUCUAUGAAAAACCCACCCGUGGAACCUCUGUAGAAAAGUUUAAAGAGAUGGUUGCCAGUCAUUUAAAGGCAAAGGUGGGAGAGCUGGCCAACCUUUCUAGUCUGGUAACCCUAAUUCUUUCAGUGGCAGACAGCAAUCGAGAUGGCCAUAUCUCUCUCCCAGAGGCCAAAUCUGCUUGGGCUUUAUUGCAGCUCAAUGAAGUCCUACUCGCAGUGGUGCUCCAAGACCGGGAACACACGCCUCGACUUUUGGGCUUCUGUGGAGACCUAUAUGUGGUAGAGAGGGUGCCUCAUGCUCCGCUGUAUGGUCUCAGCCUUCCAUGGCCCAUGGACCUGUGGAUCCCUACGGGUAUGCGUCGAAGGAUGGACCAGUGGUUCACCCCUUCAUGGACUCGUAAGGCCAAAAUCUUUAUCGGGUUGCUGGAACUUAUAGAAGACAUCUUCCACGGUACUUUUGGCAGCUUCUUAAUGUGUGACAUGAGAGCCAGUACAUUCGGUUACACCGAUCGGCAUGACCUCAGGCUGGUAGACGGGCAGCGCGUGGUAGCCGAAGAGGCCUUCAAACAGGCUAUGGUCCUCAAGCGUUGCCAGGAGGACGAGGAUUGUGUGUACGGCGUGGAUUGUCGGACUUCGUGCGACCUUGCUGAACACCAUUGCACGGCCGACGUGGCUCAGCCCAACUUGGCCAGGGCUUGCGGAGCGCUAAAAGACUACCUCCUAAGAGGAGCUCCCUAUCAUCUACAAGAAGAGCUGGAGAAGCAGUUAUACGCCUGCAUUGCUCUUAAGGGUUCUGCCGAGCAGAUGGAAAUGGAGCACUCGCUCAUCCUCAACAACCUCAAAACAUUGCUGUGGAAACAGAUCUCGCACACUAAUGACUCCUGAAGAAAAUAAGCUACAUUCAAAAGCUUGAAAGUCCCAUCAGAUUCAAUUAUUAGGAAUCUGGCUGGAAAUACAAUGCUGGUGGGAAUGCAAAUUUUGCCUUCAUUUUGAUAGGCUCUUGAAGUGAGACUGGCAGGGAUAUUCAUUGCUGCUGUUAUACGAAGUUCUUUUUCACAAAACGGUGACAAGAUAUGCUCAGGCUCACCAUUUUGAGUAAAAUUCACGUUUCUAUUUUGUCCACACUUUAUCAUACAUUAAUCGGUGAUUAUGCUUAUUUUAUACUUCCUUCAAGUGUUAUGAAGGAGCAAAUGACUUUGCAUCCAUUGUUGGAUGUUAACACAAUGCUAAAGAAUGCACUCACCACCAACUAUGGUUGUGUAAAUUGUAUUAUAGUUUUUCAUUAAUGAGCACAGCAAAAAGAGCCAUAAAGGAGCCAUUCUGAAAUGGAUUUGAAAAUGCCUUGAUAUGCAUGUUGCCAGUGAGUGUGUUUUUUAUUUUUAGUGCUUGUGUGUGAAAACGAGUCUCAUUGCUCGUACUCCCACAACUGAAGGACACAAAAAUAUUGAUGUAGAGCAGAGCAAGAUCGCACUGCACAGUUCAAAUUCAAAUGUUUACCAGAUAAAUCAAGUUUAAGGCCUUUUAAAUCAAUUAUAAAAGCCUAUAGCAUUGUUGGUCUGUUAUUUAUUUUAAAUUAUUUUGGUUUGUUGGCAUCCAAGUCUGUACUCAUAAGUAGGUCGCUGUAAGUACCCAUCUGCUAAAUGAAUUUGAACAUUAAAUCGCGAAUUGUCACUUUGACUUAAAUUAUGCAAAAGGUUGGGGAAUGUGUAAACUUUAUAUACAUUUUUUUUGCCAUUUGAAUCUUGUGUAACUUUUUGUAGAGUAAAAAAUUUGAUGUAGGCCUGUGUAAGGCAUGUGUGAAAUUACUUUACAAGCUAAAACAGUACGAAAUGUCUUUCGUCACCAUCAUUCAUGAUCUACUAACAAUAAGAGAUUUAUGCUUUCAGUGAUUACAUAAAACAUUUUCAGUAGAAUGUUAUGGAUUGUAUACAUGCCAGUUUGUUCCAUUUUGUGUGUUAAUGAAACGCAUUGCUGCUGAUUGAGAGUUAGUGAUUUUUUUUUAAGAUUUGAUUGCAUGACUUUGCACAUUAAAAAUGUUUCAAAUACUUU
This is a messenger RNA of Paramisgurnus dabryanus, 4264 nucleotides long. It is a transcript of the gene dipk1aa, whose product is annotated as divergent protein kinase domain 1Aa. NCBI's taxonomy places the organism in Eukaryota, Metazoa, Chordata, Actinopteri, Cypriniformes, Cobitidae. The record is from RefSeq and is a predicted model, not a curated record.